Messenger RNA from Gloeophyllum trabeum ATCC 11539, 1328 nucleotides. Its product is annotated as ribonucleotide reductase R2 subunit variant. The coding region runs from base 109 to 1095 and encodes 328 amino acids. Lineage: Eukaryota; Fungi; Basidiomycota; Agaricomycetes; Gloeophyllales; Gloeophyllaceae. Gene Ontology annotation, biological process: deoxyribonucleotide biosynthetic process. Gene Ontology annotation, molecular function: oxidoreductase activity. The record is from RefSeq and is a predicted model, not a curated record. The transcript is spliced from 5 exons.
GGAAGCCCCGAACUCGAAGACCCUUCCCCGGAGACGGACAGGUACGAGCGAUAUCCAGCUCGUUUCGUUGGCGACGUCGAUUUACCAGAAUGCAAUGAACCACUUCUCAUGGAGUCGAAGCGUCGGUUCGUCUUGUUUCCUAUCCAGUAUGAAGAGAUCUGGCGCAUGUACAAGCAAGCCGAGGCAUCAUUCUGGACCGCGGAGGAAAUGGACCUUGCCCAAGACCUGACUGACUGGAACCAUCGUCUGAACGACAAUGAACGUCACUUCAUCUCCCACGUCCUUGCUUUCUUUGCCGCUUCCGACGGUAUUGUCAAUGAGAACCUGGUGGAAAGGUUCUCCAACGAGGUUCAAGCAGCCGAGGCCAGGUGCUUCUAUGGAUUCCAAAUUAUGAUGGAGAAUAUCCACUCGGAGACUUACUCCCUGUUGAUUGACACCUACAUCAAGGACCCUGCCCAGCGAGAUUACUUAUUCGACGCCAUAGAGACAAUACCGUGUGUCAAGCGUAAAGCGGAUUGGGCAUUGAGAUGGAUUUCAGACAAGCAAUCCUCGUUUGGCGAGCGACUGGUGGCCUUUGCCGCGGUUGAAGGAAUCUUCUUCUCUGGGUCUUUCGCCUCGAUUUUCUGGCUGAAGAAACGAGGUCUCAUGCCUGGCCUCACAUUUUCCAAUGAAUUAAUCAGUCGCGACGAGGCCAUGCACACGGAGUUUGCUUGUCUACUUCUUAGCCACCUCCGUCGACGGCCACAUCCAGACAUUAUACGCGAUAUCGUAACUGAAGCAGUCGCUAUAGAGCAAGAGUUCCUGACGGAUGCGCUUCCUGUUGCGCUCAUUGGCAUCAAUGCAAAUUUGAUGUGUCAGUACAUCGAAUUCGUGGCCGACCGUCUACUUCAGGCACUAGGCAAUCCGAAAGUGUACCAUUCUACGAAUCCCUUCGACUUCAUGGAGAACAUCUCUCUCCAGGGAAAGACCAAUUUCUUCGAGAAACGAGUAGCCGAAUAUGCUAAAGCGAACAUUAAUCACUCUACCGUCGUAUCUCGAGACGGUACACCCGACACAAGUAACAGUAGAACCUUUACGCUCGACGAGGACUUUUAGUGUCUUUGGCUCGGGAGAUUGUAGUGUAUCAGUAAUAGACCGCCCAUCGCUGCCCUACUCGCCCAUAUUAUAAUUAUACUCCCGACUCAUGUAUCAUAAUGGUUUGCUGUAAUCGUUGUGUUGUAAUAAUAGCUUAGCCCCAACUCUACCACUUCGUGACAUUCAUAUGACGUCCACUUGUGAUUAUAAUGCCGACGAAUAACGGGAGGGAAUAUGGAGAAUAAAAUCCUGGA